This is a messenger RNA of Cherax quadricarinatus, 9761 nucleotides long. The record is from RefSeq and is a predicted model, not a curated record. NCBI's taxonomy places the organism in Eukaryota, Metazoa, Arthropoda, Malacostraca, Decapoda, Parastacidae.
GAGAAGCGACGUUAUGGCGCGCAGUGCGGGGAGUGCUCGGCAAGGAGAGCGCUCAGUACGCCAGGGUUAUGAUGGCGGACGGACGCGCGUCCUUCCUCACUCCUCUUACAAGAUAACUUAUCCCUCUCCCAGAAAGCUUACCUGUGUGGGUUAUUCAGUACUGAAGAAGGCAGAAGCAUGGAGGGAGAGCACAAGGGUACAGACGGCAGCUGUCAAGUAAUUUGCAGUACGAUGUCGGAAUUAAAGGCAGAACAUGACUCGACACCGCUUACUCAAGACACUAUUGCGGAGGAAGAUGAUAAUCUUAGCGACAUGGGAUCACACACAGGAAGUGAACGCGAUGCGAUGUCAGAGGCAGGCUCAGAAACCCCAUCCAUGUCAGACAAGUCUAGUCUCCGUAACAAUCACUCAGCGUCCAACACCCCUACAACCACAAGAUCCACACGAAGUAGAGAUAACCCAGAAUUUGCUGCUAAGCAAAAGGUCUUCAUGGCGAAAGUACAAGCAGCUACGGCUGGUGUUGAAAGUGUGAUGGUGAGACCAGAAACGCCUGGGAAGAGAAAAAGAGACAGUAGUGCCCAGGGAUCAGCAAAGAAAAGAAAAUCAGGAAAGGUGGAUAAUAAUGGUCAGGAUUAUCAGAAUGAUAACUAUUGUUGGGAGUGCCAUCGAGAAGGUGUUUUUAUCUGUUGCGAGAUGUGCCCGAGAGUUUUCCACCUCAAGUGUGCUGGAAUGGAGAAAGAGCCAGAGGAAGACUGGGCAUGCAGCGAAUGCCAUGCUGUGAUGCAGGCAGAAAAUAUUGAAAAUCGAUCGAGGUCUAUGCAGCUUAUAUCCGUGGAGCAGCUCUGUACACUACUGAAGUUUGCCCUCAAUCGUCUCAAAACAAUGCCAGGGAUGGAGCCUUUCACAAAACCCGUGGACACAACAGAGUUUCCAACGUAUGAAGAUAUCGUGGUGCAUCCAGUAGAUUUUAUGUCACUUGAGAGGAACAUUAAGCGCAAAUUUUAUGGAUCAACUGAAGCAUUCUCAUCUGACGCCAGAUGGAUUGUUCACAACUCUGUUAUUUUUAAUGGAGCUAACUCCAAAGUUUCUUCAAUGGCACGAACGUUGGUGAAAAUCCUCAAACAAGAGAUGAGUGAAAUCGAGACAUGUCCUGAUUGUUAUAUGAACGCUCAUCAGAACCCCAAUAGCUGGUUUACUGAAGCCUGUAGGUCUGCUCACCCCCUAAUAUGGGCAAGAUUGAAAGGAUUUCCUUUUUGGCCAGCAAAAGCAGUCAAGUGGAGAGAUGGCAAUGUAGAUGUAAGAUUUUUUGGAAGACAUGACAGAUCGUGGGUUCCAAUGAAAGAGUGCUUCCUCUUCUCCGAACAGAUGCCAACGCCUCUUAAAAAUAGAAAUAAGACAUUAGAAUCAUGUCUUCAAGAGGUAAAUGAGCACAUAGUUAAACUGAGGGAAAGAUUUGGAAGGUUCAAGUAUGCCCCUCAUCGCGUUCAGUUCAACCCGGCCGAUCCUGACCAAAUCAAGAUCAUGCUUCCUAAUUAUAAAGGACCAAUGGCCCUUAGAGUUCGAUCUCAGUCCAGGGCUCUCUCCAGGUUAUCCGGCCACUCAGAUGAUGAGACGUCAUCUAUAGGGUCGACUGAUAGCGGGGCGUCAGUCAGAAGGCGUAAGAGGGAAUCUGGUACAUCGUCUGCGACUCAAGGAACGGAAACUGAAGUGGAAAUUCCAAAUAGUGAUCCCGUUCAUGGUGAUCACCAUAACAUGACGAGGUUAGGUGACGAAGAACGUUUUACACUUUCACAAGAACACAUUAAGAGAGAGGUAAAGGAUGAAAGACAGAAGGAUUUAGAGGGUGAUGAGGAGGAGGAGGAGGAGGAUUCAAAAAUAAAUGUGAAAUUUUCUUCCAAAACCGGUGAUGACGACUCUGAUGAGGAAAUGGAAAACUGUGACAAGUACCCCGGUGGGAACUACGAAGAUGACGAAAAUUUUGAUGAGGAGGAUGAUUCGUCCAUUGUCAAUGGAAAGACUUUGCAUCCUCGAACAAUAAAUGACCAAAGUGAAGACGAUGAGGAGGACGAGGAGGAAGAUGAGGAAAAUUACACUGAUGAAUAUCCAAGUAACAGGAAAAGGUUUUUAGUGGAUAAUUUAAAAGACGGAAGUGUAGACGAAAUGGAGAGUAAAGAUGCAAGUGAAGACGAGGAUUGUGAAAAGGAUGGUGAAAGGGAAGAAAAAAUUGAUAAUGCAGAAGAGCAGGAAGAGGAGAUCGGUAAUCUUGCUCUAAAUACAGGAGAAGAGGUGCAAGACAAAGAUGGAACUCUGAAGAGUGAUGGAGAAACUCUGUGUGACAUUAAAACGACCUCGAAGAAAGUGAAAAGUGAAAAGCAAGAUUUGGAAAAGGAAAUCAAAGCUCCUGAAAAUGUUGCCUCAAAAGUUUGGCCCAGAAAUGAGGACAUUUUAAAUUUACCAGACAUAAAGCCAUUUGAAAAUGACUCUGAAUUGCCCAGGAGCAGAGAAAGACAAGUGAAUGAUGACUCGGAUAGUGAGAUGGCUGAAAACUGGAUGGGGAAAAAUCUUGAACGGGGGAACAGUAACAAUGGGGUAACUAUAUCGUUGGCCAAAGAGCAACCCAAAUUUGAAGUGGAUGAUAGGAGGUCUGAAAAUGAACAGGCAAACCGGACUAGCCCUAGUUCACGUGUAGCAUCUCCAGUUCAGAAAUUAUCAGAAAGUAGAGACAUGGAGCAUAUAUCUUCCUUAGGAUGUAGUGUAAGUGUAACAAAAGCAGUAGAAAAGGAUAAAGAUAAAGAAAAGGAAAAAGAAAAAGUGAAAAUGCCAUCUGGAGUUGAAUACUACACGCUCAGCCCAUCAAUUUCCAUCAUUCCAAUGUCGGGAGGAAGUGACCGCCAGCGAACUAAAACCACCAUUGCUCCAUCAGCAUCAAGCCCUAGUCGCACAUCACCGUCAGUCUCUGCACAGCAUGCUCCAAGGAGUUCUCCGUCAGUCUUGGUACAAAAUCCUCCUCAGAGUUCACCAUCAACCACACAGGGUGUACCUCCAAGAGUUUCUUCUUCAUCAUCAAGUAGUUCUCCUCAAACUAGUGGCAGUGGCAUUCCCCCUCCACCACCUCUUUCUCACCCUCAGGCUUCUGCAGCAGGUGGUGUAGUCAGAGGUGUAUUUGGUCCUCCCCCAGGCAGCCAAGUUCUGGGAAUGGGUGGUGCUCGUGGGCCUAUCAUGGCUACUCCUGGUAUGAGAAUGAGUGGAGGAGGACCUGGCAUGAUGGUGCCGUCACGUAUACCAGGCGGUCCGCCUACUAGACAUCUACCUCCAGAAGCUGGUCCACUUUCUGCUCAACUUCAUAAGCACUCCCAAAAGCUAGCAGAGGUCAUGCGUGCCACACUCGAGGAUGUUCUAGGUGGUCUUGUGAUGACGGACCCUGAGGCUCGGGUAGCUGCACUUCAGCUAGAAUUGGAGCGCACGAAUUGGAGGCAUCAGCAAGAAACUUGCGAGGUUAGGCAUAAUGCUGAUGUAAUGCUUGUGGAAAUGAGAGCUAAUUUGGAAGCAGAAAAGCAGCGAGCUAUAGAGGAAGUGAAAAGGCAAAUGGAGCAGCAAAUGAUGGAGGGGCGAAGACAAAGAAGGCAGAUGGUGGAGCGACUGGCAGAAGUACGGAGACAAAUGGAAGCAGAAAAACAAAGAGCUGUUGGAAAAAAAAAAAAACAGUGGUGUGCCAAUUUGGGGAAAGGAAGCUUUGGUUUUUUGUUGUGGAACACUUCUUAUUUGAUUUUUCCUUGUCAGCAAUCACAUUGGCCCCAGCACAUGUCAGUGUGUGGCCAGAACAGCGAUGGUGGCGGCGGUGGUGAUGGAGGGCCUGACUCGGUCAACGGGGAGGCCAGCGGACACUCUUCCGGGGAUCAACACCAGUUCAGAACCUGGUGCAGCACAAGUACAUAUAUGAAAAACUGGCAUGACCAAAUUGUUAUUAUAUGUUUAUUUUUGUUUGUAGAUGACGAAGGAGUGGCAGCCAUGGCAGAGGAACACCGCCGCCGCAAACACCGUGAGGAUGAUGUGGGGAGUCUAACCUCGUCCAUAUUAGCCCAGUGCCUCAUCAAAGGGAACAGAGAUCGUCCUCGGAAAAAACCCAGAUCAUCCACUAAAUCUUCAGGUUCAUCGAAAGAAAAAGACUCUGCCUCAAAUGUCUCGCCUAAGGCUCCUAAAUCGCCCAAGGCUUGGAUGGACUGGUUUUUGGAGCAGAGUGGUGCAGAAGGCAUCAAAGAAAAUUUACAGGUCACGCCUAAGACGACCAAGACAAAGACUCGCAAAUCAGGCAAAGUGACAGAUGGUUCCAGGAAAAAGCGAAAGAGCACUCCAUGUGUUCGUAGAAAGAUUGAGCACAUCUUAAAGCCAGAAGAGGUCACUGAAGAAAUGCUGAACCGUGUUGCAACGAAACCAAAGGAAAAAACACACGAUCAGGAAAAUGGAACGUCCUGUCACCAGUGCCGACAAAAAACAUCAGAUACAAAAACUAUAUGCAGGUCUGGGAAGUGUGUAGGCUUAAGAGGGUUUUUCUGUGGCCCUUGCUUACGUACACGAUAUGGUGAAGAUGCUCGUAAGGCAUUGCUGGAUCCUGAUUGGUGUUGUCCUGUAUGUAGAGGGAUAUGUAACUGCUCACUGUGUCGAAAGGCAUUUGGACAACAAGCAGUUGGUCAGAUAGUGCAGAGACUGGGGAAAAUGGGAUACAGCAGUGUGCAACAGUAUCUUGAUUCUAAAAGCAGCAAAGAAGAAAAACCAGAAAUCCCAAUAAAACCUGUUGAAGACAAGCAAUCUCAACUUGACCAUGAGGGUGAUGAGGAAAGUCAGGAUGUCGAGGAUAUGAAAGAGGAAAAACCUGAAUUAGUGGGUGAAAAUGAUGAGGAGAGUCUUUUAGACACUUGACACUGAUUAAGUAGAUGAAUUGUGAAUGAUCUAUGUUAACUUUAAUAUCAAUGAAAUGAUAAAUUUGUUAGUAUGUGAUGUUCGUAUGGUUAGCACCAUAGUACGGUAAUAUAUUUUUUUCUGAAUGACCCUCUUGUAGUACUUUAAAUAGGACCUAAACAUAACUAAUAGGCCUUAAACCUAGCAAUUACUGUACAGUACUACUGUAUUUAAAAUCUUCUUCAGAUGUACUUCGUAUGUCAUUAAACAUCGAAAGUGAAAAAAAUGUGUACAUUAUACUCGUCAUGAAAGUAGAUCGUGAACGAUGUGGACGGUGGCAGUCUGUGACUGGGUAUAGAGUUUAUUUACAAAAUGAUACGAAUUAUGGAUAUUUUUAGCCACUAUAUACAGUAUCUGCCAGUGUAUUGGCAUUGUUUAUAUACUAAUAUUUAUAACUGGAAUAUAUAUACAGUAUCUUCAACCAUUUUAUAAGUAUCUUAUAGGUCAAUUGUGUAUAUAUUCGUACUUGAUUAAUACUAAAGCUAGUGAUUGGGUCGUAUCAUUUUGUUUCAUAGGGGUUGCCUGCUUAGUUAUUAUCAAUAGUUAGUCACACAUUUUGAGGUUAUAUGUUGUAUUAAUUUUGUGGCAUUAAAUUCACACUUUUUGUGUUGUACAAGAUUUGGAACCUAAGAUGCAUGUUAUUGCUAAACACUGUCUUGCAGGAUGCAUUAUUAAAGUUCUUUUUAACUAGCUGCUAGUUGUUUGUGGAGCAUCGCCCCUGCGACCUGGUUCUGGCCUUCUGGUUGAUGUGUCAAUCAGUUGUGUUGUUGAUGAAGUGCACACAGUCCAGCAUAAACAUCACAGCCCUCAGACUGUGCUGCCAGCAUCAAUAGCCUAACUGUUUAGAUUUUUCAACCAGCCACUAAGUGCCAGAUCAGUCAGGCUGUGAAGUAUAUGUGGGAAAGUGGACUGCUGACAGCAGCAGUUAGUUGAAUAGACUUCAGAAAACUCUAGCCCUAGGCCAGGCUGUGAGGAAAGAAAAAAUUCUCGGCACUGUCAGACAAAGGUGGCCAGAUAAAGGAUCAGGCCCUGUGCCACCACAAGGCAUGGUCAUGGACCAGGCCUUGUGGGCGUUGAUUCCUGAAACACACUCAAGGUAGAUACACAAAUAACCCGCACAUAAAAGAGAGAAGCUUAUGACGACGUUUCGGUCCAACUUGGACAUUUACAAAGUCACUCAGUGUGACUUUGUAAAUGGUCCAAGUCGUACUGAAACGUCGUCAUAAGCUUCUCUCUUUUAUGUGCGGGUUAUUUGUGUAUUGUUCCAGUCACGGUAUUGUGCCUUUUUUUUGUCACUCAAGGUAGACUCCAGGCAUGGGGCAAUGACCUCUAGGUUUAUUAACUAGUAGGUAUCUUAAAACUAAUAAUGCAAAUAUGAAGACAGUGUUUACUGAUAAUAAAAAUCUCACUGUGCAAAGAAAAGAAGCCAAAUCUUGUAUUAAUGUUGGUAGAAUUACCUACAAUUUGUUAGGUAAGAGGAUACAUAUGCAACUAAUAUUUGUUGUGGCAAUGUUUUGCUUCAUUGGAGCUUUGUCAAGCCAUUACAGCUCAACAAAGCUCCUGAAGUGUAAAACAUUGCACCAAUAAAAUGUUGCAUUAGUUGCACUUGUAUCCUUUUACUUAAGAAGUCAUAUCUUGCAACCUUAAUUGGUUGUGAUACACAAGUCAGACAUUAUUACUGAUAGUACGUAUAUGUAUCAGUAUCUUCUGACCUUGGCUUCCCACCUGAAAGAUGUAACUACAUAUACCAUAUGCUGUAUAUGUAAAAGUUUUUGUGUGCACAUUUAAAUUUAUCGUAAACCUGGAGGUCAGAGGUCGUGUAGGUGGUUUAGUUAAAGAAGCAAAAGAAAGAAAAGUGAAUCACUGGUAUAUACAACUUAUAUUUUAAGCAGAAAUUAUUAGGCAGCCCCUCAUGAACAUGGUGACCACCCUUCUCUUGUUUCUUGAUUAAAACGGUUACUAUGUAGCUGUUUACUAUUAUUGGUAUGUAUCAUUGUUGCUGCUUGCUUUGUUACUAGUCUCUUGUACAGUGGGGUAAGGGAGAAAUCUCUACUAAUCACAGCGCUGAACAACCCUUACGGGUUUGGCGCCGUUUCUGAUUGUAAUAGUAAUGUACUACGCAAUUGAUUUAGUACAUGUAAAGCGUAGUCUUAUAAUAAACAGUAGGAUCAACAAUAAAAUAAAGACAGCUAUUUUAUGCGACAACAUUUCAAGAAAACUGGAAAUGUCACAAACAAUGGCUGUCUUUUACCCUUGUGGGUUUAGAGCUUAGUUUUGAUUGUAAUCACAAAAAUAAUGGCUGCCUUUAUCAUAUCAUUGAUGCCGCUGUUUAUAAUGUACUGUACUAAUUGAGGCGCUGUUGACGAACACUGUGCCACUAAAUGCCAUAAUGAAAACAUUAAAAAUCAAAUGACAUAAGUCAAAUUUCCACAUUUCUUGGUCAGAUACAGCCAAGGAUUACCAGCCUUAUGGGUUUAUUUUCUUGUUUCAACACAAUCAUCAUUUUCUAUUGUUGAUGUGUGGUAUGUGUGACGUGUGUGUGUAUCUGGACCAAUGAACAUAUAGACUACUUGUAUGUUAGAGCAAUUAAUAUACAACAUUUAGUUUAGAAAUUGAUGCUGGAAACCGUACAGCUAGUAGAGUUUUUUUUUUUCAAUAGCACCCAUUCAAAAUAUUAAUGUAUUACACUGAAUUCAAGUUUGUAGGGAAUACAGUAUUUUCAGGUCAUUGGAAGAUUUGCUGUUCAAGAAAAACUUGAAAUAUUUAUUCAAAUUGUUUGAUUUUUUUUUUUAACACAUUGGCCAUUUCCUACCAAGGUAGGGUGACCCAAAAAGAAGAAAUGCAUUUUCCAUCUUUUAUUUAAUAGCUGUCUUUCCAGAAAUGCACAGAUAUAACAAUUCAAAUAACCCUCUGAACUGUAACAUCCCCCCCCCCCAGAGUGCAGACGCUGUUCUUCCACAUAUAGAAUUGAAGUCCAGCUAACAGGUUUCCUUAAAUCCCUUCAUAUAUGUUAAUUUUCUCACAGUCCAAUAGCAUGUUAAGCCAUACAAGCAUUAGCUGUCUUGUGAGAGGUGCACAAAUAUCACAAUUCAAAUGAUCCUCUGACCUAUAACAUCUAUCACCUUUCCUUCAGAGUGCAGGCAGUGUGCACUCACCCAUUGGACUUAAGUUCAGCUAACCAGUUUCCCUGAAUUUUUUUAUAAAUGCUCCAGCAAUACAUCAAGCCAUCAAAAAACCUAGUCUCCAACUCAGUCUUAUCUAACAGGCUUGAUGGAUACUCCAACCCCUAGCACUCAAGACUGUGUUUACUCUCAACUUCCAACCCUUCCUGAGAUGAUCUCUACCCCCUUCUUCCUUCCAGACUUGAUUUAUACACCCACGUGAUCGUCCUGUUGAUAGAUCAUUUAGGUUAAGCUGUUUUAUAUUAUGUAAAUUUUAUCUUGAGAAGUUAGAUUGUUAUGACAGAUUGGUGCAAUGUAAAUUUGUUGCCAGAGAUGAAUAGAAAGCCACAGUUCCUUGGCUAGAAAACUUCACAAAAAUCCCACAGUCAGAAGAGAGAGGAUGCUUUAAGCGAUAUUUCGGUCCGAAGUCAUCCUCAGGUUUCUCUCCUGAGACCUAAGUGCAGGAUGUUUGGUAAAUUUGUUGAUAUAUAUGUCAGCACAGGGAUUCAUGACAGGUGAAGUUAACCACUGAUUAGACAAGGGAUAAAAGGCAGGUGGUCUGUUGAAGCAUCUGUGCAAAGAAAAAUUUAUCUAUGGAACCGAAAGGGGUAGUGUUCCAGAGUAUAGUAGUACCAACAUAAGUGUGAGGUUUGGUUUUUAAACAUUACUUUGAUAGGAGGCUAGAGGCAGUAGAGAUGUCAUGUUUGAAAGCAAUCUGUGCUGUGAAUAUUAUGCAGAUAAUCUGGAGCAUGGGGAAGUGGAACAGAAUUCUUCAUCCAUAAGCCAUGCGUAGAUAACAGAAAGGCACAAUAUGUGCGGGUUAUUUGUGUAAAACCAUGUGUGCCGUAAGUGGCAACUAACAUGCCAGGAGCAAGGGGCUAGUAACCCCUUCUGUAUACAUUACUAAAGUUAAAAAGAAAAGCUUUUUUUUGGGGGGGGGGGGCACCCUGCUUCGGUGGGAUACGAUUGGUUUAAAAGAAUAAUAAUUUGGAGAACAGAAAUUACAAGACUGGAGUUACUAUAGGUAUUAUUCAGAGGGACUGUAGAGGUGGUUUAGGCAUUUAGAGAGGAUGGAACAGAAUAGGAUGACAGGAUGUAGGAAUCUGGAAUGGAAAAAUUGUUCCAGGAAGGGUUGGAGAGAGGGAGGGUAAAGGUGGCUUUGAGUGGUAGGGGUUUGAGCAUCCAGCAGGCUUGUGUGAGCACGUUAGAUUGGAGUGAGUGGAGACGAGUAGUAUUUAUGGUUUGAUAUGCUGUUAGAAUGUAACGCAACAUGAAGAUAUUGAACAUUAAAAUGGUAUAAAAUACCAACAGGUUGUUAGGUAAGACACAUAUGCAACAGUUAGGUAUCUUUAUUUUGAAACGUUUCGCCUACACAGUAGGCUUCUUCAGUCGAGUACAGAAAAGUUGAUAGAAGCAGAAGAGACUUGAAGACAAUGUAAUCAGUCCAUCACCCUUGAAGUUUUGAGGUGGUCAGUCCCUCAGUCUGGAGAAGAGUAUUGUUCUAUAGUCUGAAACAAUAGGGAGUUGAAGUGAUAGGAUGGAGCCUUAUAUAGCGCCAGGAGGUGAGACGUAGGUCACUAGUAGAGGUAAGAACGUAGACGUUGGGAGGUCUACAUUCGUACCUCCUGGCGCUACAUAAGGCUC